This is a messenger RNA of Rotaria sordida, 213 nucleotides long. Lineage: Eukaryota; Metazoa; Rotifera; Eurotatoria; Philodinida; Philodinidae. The record is from the annotation of a GenBank genome assembly.
AUGACAGAUUGUCACAUUCAGGAUGGUGAACACAAACAUGAUCAGAUUAUUAAACAAUAUCGUCAAGUAAAACCUGAUUCAGAUAAAUCAACAAAAGAAUUAACAAAUGAACUUGAAAAAAAAUUAGCAAAAGCUUUAUUUAUUACACGACUUGGAAAUUAUAUUUAUUAUCUUUAUUAUUUUAAAAAUGAAAAGAUUAAUACAUAUUUAUGA